UUCUUCCCUCCCACCCUUCCCCAGCUGUGCCUCCGACGCCCACUCGGGUGCGCGUAGCUCUGGGCGAGUCCUCCGUGGCGCGGCCAAGUGGGGAGUGGAGAGCCGGGAGACAGCCCUGCCCCGAGGGACACGCACGUCGAGAAGAAGGGAACUCCCAGGCCGGCGUGGCCGAGAGAGAGAGGAGGAGGGGUCGUGAAGGUCUGCGUACUUCUUGUCCGGGAGGCAGGAGACACUUGACCGUCGGAAAGCGCUGCCCCGAACAACAGGGAUGGAUCUCUGGACCUUUUUGCCUCUCUGUGGGAUCAUGAUAGUAUCUGCUGUUGCGGAGCCACCAGUACCCAAGGACGUCCCUAACGAUCCCUUCCAUUAUGACUAUGAGUCGCUGAGAAUUGGAGGUCUGGUAUUCGCAGUUGUGCUGUUCCUGCUCGGAAUCCUCAUUAUACUUAGUCGACGUUGCCGUUGUAAGUUCAACCAGCAACAAAGGACGGGUGAACCCGAUGAGGAAGAAGGAACCCUGCGCAACUCAAUCCGACGUUUAUCCACCAGGAUGAGAUAGAAGA
Pogona vitticeps (central bearded dragon) is the source of this 560-nucleotide messenger RNA. RefSeq names its product phospholemman. Gene Ontology annotation, biological process: monoatomic ion transport; regulation of sodium ion transmembrane transporter activity. The record is from RefSeq and is a predicted model, not a curated record. Gene Ontology annotation, molecular function: sodium channel regulator activity. NCBI's taxonomy places the organism in Eukaryota, Metazoa, Chordata, Lepidosauria, Squamata, Agamidae. Gene Ontology annotation, cellular component: membrane.